Messenger RNA from Boleophthalmus pectinirostris (great blue-spotted mudskipper), 2671 nucleotides. RefSeq names its product anion exchange protein 2-like. Gene Ontology annotation, biological process: transmembrane transport; regulation of intracellular pH; bicarbonate transport. The transcript has 18 exons. The record is from RefSeq and is a predicted model, not a curated record. Lineage: Eukaryota; Metazoa; Chordata; Actinopteri; Gobiiformes; Gobiidae. Bases 62 to 2593 code for a protein of 843 amino acids. Gene Ontology annotation, cellular component: plasma membrane; basolateral plasma membrane; apical plasma membrane. Gene Ontology annotation, molecular function: monoatomic anion transmembrane transporter activity; solute:inorganic anion antiporter activity.
CUCAGGUUUCAGAGGGACUCAGACCAAACCAGGAGCAGAUCAGGACUGAACUUUGGUCGAGAUGUGGGACCAGACGAGUCUUCACACUCAGAUGUUUGUGGAGCUGAAGGAGCUCAGGGUGCGCUCUGACAGGUGCGAUGAUGAUGGAGGUUUGGAGUGGAGACCUCGGACUCACUGGAGCCAAAGUCUGGACCAAGACCAGAGCCAGGACCUGCUCAGGACCCUGUCUGCAGGUCUGCGGCUGGACCUCGGUCCCAGGACUUGGACCGGACUCGUGGAGGCUCUGGUGGAACGAAUGGAGACUUCAGGCCAGAUCCAAGACCAAGACCAAGUUCGGAGAGUCCUGCUCCUGCCACACAGUGAUGAAGAUUUGGGUGAAGUGAAUGGAAACCGAGGAAGAAAGAAAGACAGCGACCAGGACCGGGGUCUGGACCGGGGUCUGGACCGGGGUCUGGACCGGACCUCAGCGGCUCUGGUUCUCUCUGGUGCGGUCAGUUGUGUGUCCGUCCCUCUGGUGGUUCUGGUUCGUCUCCAGGAUCCGGUUCUGUUCCAGGAGGUUCUUCAGGUCCCGGUCCAGGUCUUGGUCCUGAGUCUGGGACCGACCUCGGAUCAGAACCACGUCCAGACGGGCCGAGCGCUCGCCUCGCUCCUCCGGGACCAGACCGUGGCGGAGGCCGUGUCGCGGGCGCGGGACUCGGAGGACCUCCUGAAGACCCUGAUCCGGACUCUGGACCUCGAGGUUCAACCAAACGUCACCAAAACUCACCGAGAAUUCAACGGCAAAGACCAAGACCUGGCCCCGCCCUCGGCCCCGCCCGUGGACCCCCUGCGGCGCUCGGGGACCCUGUUCGGGGGCCUCCUGAAGGACGUCAGACACAGGUAUCCUCAGUACGUGUCUGACCUGACCGACGCCCUCAACGCCCAGUGCGUCGCCGCCAUCAUCUUCAUCUACUUCGCCGCUCUGUCGCCCGCCGUCACCUUCGGAGGACUGCUGGGGGAGAAGACGGACGGGCUGAUUGGCGUGUCGGAGUUGAUCGUUGCCACGGCGGUGCAGGGUCUGGUCUUCGCCGUGGUGGCCGCUCAGCCUCUGCUCAUCGUCGGUUUCUCGGGGCCGCUGCUCGUGUUUGAGGAGGCCUUCUACAACUUCUGCCAGGCGCUGGGCGUGGAGUACCUGACGGCGCGGCUGUGGGUGGGGCUGUGGUUGGUGCUCAUCGUCGUGGCGACCGUGGCGUUGGAGGGAAGCGUCCUCGUCCGACACGUUUCCCGCUUCACCCAAGAAAUCUUCUCCGUCCUCAUCUCCCUCAUCUUCAUCUACGAGACCUUCGUCAAGGUCUACAAGAUCUUCCUGCAGUUUCCUCUUUCGGGCUGUGUCCAUGACAACGCCUCGGAGGUUUCUGAUUGGUGGAACUCCUCGGCGCCCUCCGAUUGGCCGAACGGCACGGAGCCCUCCGAUUGGCCGCGGCGCCCGGGAGCGACGCCCGCCGACCCGCCGCGCCCCAACACGGCGCUCCUGUCGCUCCUCCUGAUGCUCGGCACCUACCUGAGCGCCUUCUACCUGCGCCAGCUCAAGAACUCCGCCCUGCUGCCCGGACGGGUGAGGAGAACCAUCGGAGACUUCGGGGUCCCGAUCUCCAUCUUCAUCAUGGUCCUGAUCGACGCCAACAUCAGAGACACGUACACCCAGAAACUGAGCGUGCCCAGUGGUCUGGCGGUGACGUCUCCUGAGAAGCGUUCGUGGUUAGUCCCGCCCCUCGGCGCUCGGGGGGAGUUCCCGCUGUGGAUGGCGGCGGCGAGCGUCCUGCCUGCCCUCCUCGUCUUCAUCCUCCUCUUCAUGGAGUCCCAGAUCACCGCGCUGAUCGUGAGUAAGCGCGUGAUGAAGGGCACUGGUUUCCACGCCGACCUGCUGGUCAUCGUGCUGGUGGGCGGAGUCUCGGCGCUCUUCGGGUUGCCAUGGUUAUCGGCCGCCACCGUGCGCUCGGUCACGCACGCCAACGCUCUGUCAAUCAGCGAGCCGGCCCCGCCCCCGCCGGUGGACAAGCACCGCCCACAGGAAGACAAGCCCCGCCCACAGGAGGACAAGCCCCGCCCACAGGAGGACAAGCCCCGCCCCCAGGAGGACAAGCCCCGCCUCCUGCUGAGGGAGCAGAGGGUGACGGGCUUCGUUGUGGCUCUGCUCGUCGGCCUGUCGAUGCUGGUUGCCGGGCUCCUGAGGCAGAUCCCGGUCUCGGUCUUGUUCGGGGUUUUCCUCUACAUGGGCGUCAUGUCUCUGCAGGGCAUCCAGCUCACGGAGCGACUCCAGCUCCUGCUCAUGCCCACGAAGCACCACCCCAAGAGCGGCUACGUCACCAAGGUGCGCCCCUGGCGCAUGCACCUGUACACCUGUCUGCAGAUCACCUGUCUGGCUCUUCUGUGGCUCGUCAUGGCGUCUCCUCUGGCUCUGGCUUUUCCCUUCGUGCUGCUGCUCACCGUCCCCCUGCGCAAACUCCUGCUCCCCCUGCUGUUCACCUCCAGAGAACUGCAGCUGUUGGACGGGGAGGAGCCGGAGGUGGAGCCGGAGCGCGACGAGUACGAGCAGCUGCAGAUGCCCGUGUGACAGGGGCGACAGGAGCGGCAGGAGCGACAGGAGCGACAGGAGCGACAGGAGCGGCAGGAGCGGCAGGAGCGACAGGAG